GCGAAGCAGCACCAUGGACUCCAACCUGCAGGGGACAUUCCUGCUCAACAGCCCCUCGCUGGCCCCCUUCCCGGAGGCGAAGGCCCCCAUGUGCCAGUACGCGGUGCAGAACUCCUUCUACAAGCUCAGCCCGCCAGGACUCAGCGCCCAGCUGGCAGCCGGCACGCCGCACGGCAUCACUGAUAUCCUGAGCCGGCCAAACAGCAGCCUGCUCUCAGCCUACCCCCACACGGGCGGCUUCAAUGGCCUGGGCUCCCAGCCCGUCUACUACGGACCCCAGGUGGGGCCCUUUGCGAAGGUAGGGAGCGACUACCCGUCUCGGGGCAGGGAUUCCUGGGCAGACCCCGGCCAGGACUGGCGAGGAGGCCGACCGUGCGGCAGCGCCCCGGCUCACCUGGCCGACAGCAUCCACAAGAAGAAGCACACGCGCCCCACUUUCACCGGCCACCAGAUCUUUGCGCUGGAGAAAACCUUCGAGCAGACCAAGUACCUGGCAGGGCCUGAGCGGGCACGUCUGGCCUAUUCCCUUGGCAUGACCGAGUCGCAGGUGAAGGUGUGGUUCCAGAACCGACGGACCAAGUGGCGGAAGAAGAGCGCGCUAGAGCCCUCGUCCUCCUCACAGCGGGCGGCGGGUGAACGGGCCGCCUCUGAGACUGAGGACGACGAAUACAACAAGCCCCUAGACCCCGACUCGGACGACGAGAAGAUCCGUCUGCUGCUGAGGAAGCACCGGGCUGCCUUCUCGGUGCUCAGCCUGGGAACCCACAGCGGCUGAGCCCCCAGCCCCCUGCAGUGCCUGGCACUGGCCCCAUGCCCAAGAUGCCUGUGCACCAGCCUGCACGCUGGCUGCUCAGAGCCAGAGACACACAGAGCAGCGCCCGAGCUGGCAGGGGCUGCUCUGAGCGGGAGGGGUCGAGCCUUGAGGUACAGGGUCCUGGAACCUGCCUCCUCCCCGGCUGAGUUGUGAGGGGACAGGAGCAGCCCUGACCUCACAGGAGCUGCCGGCGCAGCCUUGGGCCAUAGAGCCAGGCUGCGAAUGGGAAAGGGGGGCUCUGCCUCUGUCACUGCCUCAUGCUGGGAGGGGGCUGCCUCCAACCUGGGCAGAAGG
Messenger RNA from Gopherus evgoodei (Goodes thornscrub tortoise), 1108 nucleotides. It is a transcript of the gene NKX6-3, whose product is annotated as NK6 homeobox 3. Gene Ontology annotation, cellular component: nucleus. Gene Ontology annotation, molecular function: RNA polymerase II cis-regulatory region sequence-specific DNA binding; DNA-binding transcription factor activity, RNA polymerase II-specific. The coding region runs from base 14 to 775 and encodes 253 amino acids. The record is from RefSeq and is a predicted model, not a curated record. Gene Ontology annotation, biological process: regulation of transcription by RNA polymerase II; cell differentiation. The transcript has 3 exons. Lineage: Eukaryota; Metazoa; Chordata; Testudines; Testudinidae.